Molecule: messenger RNA, 6650 nt
Organism: Myotis myotis
Lineage: Eukaryota; Metazoa; Chordata; Mammalia; Chiroptera; Vespertilionidae
Product: sterile alpha motif domain-containing protein 10
Exons: 21
Coding region: 392-3877 (1161 amino acids)
Biological process (GO): cell surface receptor protein tyrosine kinase signaling pathway
Cellular component (GO): cytoplasmic side of plasma membrane
Molecular function (GO): protein binding; zinc ion binding
Source: RefSeq, a predicted model, not a curated record
GGAGUCACCUGAGAUAGGAGAAUGGAGGGACGUGGUUGGUCUGGCCUUUGACCUGAGCUCAGGGGCAGAAGGUCCCGGGAGCAGGUACGACCCCUCCUGCCGGGCACACACAGGGGACGGAGGUGUGCGGACGCCCGGCCCCGAGCCGCCGGGCGCAGGCCCCCCUCGCCCUGGCCGACACCUACAUUUGCAUCGCAGACCGCGCGCCGCCGACACACCUCCGAGCUUCCGGAGCGCGCCCGGCGCCCGGGCUCAGCGGCAGGUGCCUCGCCGCGCAGACUCCCGGACGCGGGGACCCGUGCGGGCAGGGGCCGGGGCGGGGCGGUGGCGCACGUUCCCCGCCGGCCACACGGCCGCCCUGCGCCCGGCGAGGGGCGUGUGCGCGGGCCCCAUGUUCACGGAGCUGAGCACCCAGCUGAGCCCCCCGCGAGGCCGCGCCGGGGCUGUGCGCGCGGGAUUCGGAGAGCGCCGGGAUGUGGACGCCACUGCCCACUUCAGCUUCUGCCGGACCCUCCUGGAGCACACAAUGUCAGCUGAGAGCAUCCCCUGCCACUUGCCUAGGACUCCAGGCACCAGCCUCACCUGGCAUGACUCACGAAGCCAGAGGGCAGCUGGUGGCCGGCCAGUCAAGCUCCUGCAGCAGCCUGGCACAGAGGCCCCCCAGGGCCGGCUGUACUCUGACCACUGUGGCCUGUACCACACGAGCCCCUCACUGGGUGGCCUGACGAGGCCUGUGGUCCUGUGGAGUCAGCAGGAUGUCUGCAAGUGGCUCAAGAAGCACUGUCCCCACAACUACCUCGUCUACGUGGAGGCCUUCUCCCAGCACGCCAUCACCGGCCGGGCACUGCUUCGGUUGAAUGCGGAGAAGCUGCAGCGGAUGGGACUGGCACAGGAGGCCCAAAGGCAGGAGGUGCUGCAGCAGGUGCUGCGCCUACAGGUGCGCGAGGAGGGGCGGAGCCUGCAGCUGCUCAGCCAAGCAAUGACUGAUCCUUUCUGUGUUGGAGGCGGCCGCCGACUCCUGGGGUCCAGCAAGAGUGGGCCUGGGAAGGAUGGCGGCCAGAGUGAGGUCCGGCUUCCUGUGCGGCGCGACCCAAAGCUGGGGUUGCCGGUGGCCCGGGGUGGGCAGACAAUGCCUAGCCAGGCCCCACUCUGCUUUGACCCGGGAAGUCCAGCCAGCGACAGGACAGAAGGGAAGAAAAAGGGGCGUCCGAAAGCUGAGAACCAGGCCCUCCGAGACAUUCCCCUCUCUCUGAUGACCCAGUGGAAAGACGAAUUCAAGGUGCACUCACGGGUGAAGUGUCCCAGCUCAGGGUGCUGGCUGGAGUUCCCCAGCAUCUACGGGCUCAAGUACCAUUACCAGCGGUGCCAAGGGGGUGCCAUCUCAGAAAGGCUGACCUUUCCCUGCCCCUUCUGUGAGGCCGCCUUCACCUCCAAGACCCAGCUGGAGAAGCACCGGAUUUGGAACCACAUGGAUCGACCCCUGUCUGCCCCCAAGCCUGGGCCAGUCAGCCGGCCAGUCACCAUUAGUCGGCCCGUUGGGGUCAGCAAGCCCAUUGGAGUGAGCAAACCUGUCACUAUUGGCAAGCCUGUGGGUGUCAGCAAACCCAUCGGUAUCAGCAAGCCAGUGACGGUCAGCAGGCCUAUGCCGGUCACCAAGCCAGUGACAAUCAGCAGGCCUGUGCCGGUCACCAAGCCAGUGACGGUCAGCAGGCCUGUGCCGGUCACCAAGCCAGUGACGGUCAGCAGGCCUGUGCCGGUCACCAAGCCAGUGACAAUCGGCAGGCCUGUGCCGGUCACCAAGCCAGUGACGGUCAGCAGGUCCGUGCCGAUCACCAAGGCUGUGCCGGUCACUAGACCUGUGCCCGUCACCAAGCCCAUACCAGUCACCAAGCCCAUACCAGUCACCAAGUCUGUGCCCGUCACCAAGGCAGUGACCACAAACAAGCCGGUGCCGAUGACAAAACUUGUGACAGUUACGAAACCUGUGCCAGUCACCAAGGCCGUGCCAGUCAGCAGGCCCGUGGUGGUCAGUAAGCUGGUGACCGUCAGCAGGCCCGUGGCCCUCGGCAGACACACACCGUCCUGCAAGAUGGUGCUGCUGGCCAAGUCUGAGAACAAAACUCCCCGGGCCACGGGGAGGGCCGGUGGGAAAAAAAGGGCUGCGGACAGCCGGGACGCCUGCCCCCUCCCACCCAAGCAGGCGCGGUCAGAGAGCGGGGAGUGUGGCCCACCCACCACGGGCCAGGGCUCCGCCCUCCAGCCCAGCACAGACCCCAGCAGUGGCCCCCUUUCUCUAGGCAGCAGGCCCUUGGGGGGCAAGGAGGUGCCAAGGGCCACAGGCCCUGUGUCCCUGCCUGAAGAGGGAGCUGAGCGCAUGAAGCACAGAAGGAAACAGAAAACACCCAAGAAAUUCACGGGGGAGCAGCCAUCCAUCUCAGGAACCUUCGGACUCAAAGGCCUGGCCAAGGCAGAAGACAAGUCCCGAGGCUACCGUGCCAAGAAGCAGGAGGGGCCUGGCCCCGAGGAUGUCCGAAAGAAGGUGCCGGCCCCCGCCAACACUGUCAGCAAGGAGGUGCCGGCCCCCGUGGCCCACUCAACCCCAGGUGGCCCUGAGGAACAGUGGCAGCGGGCCAUUCAUGAACGGGGGGAGGCUGUCUGCCCCACGUGCAGCGUGGUCACCCGAAAGACCCUCGUGGGGCUCAAGAAGCACAUGGAGGUGUGUCAGAAGCUGCAGGAUGCCCUCAAGUGCCAGCACUGCCGGAAGCAGUUCAAGUCCAAGGCCGGUCUCAACUACCACACCAUGGCUGAGCACAGCACCAAGCCCUCUGACACGGAGGCCUCCGAGGGGAGUGAGCAGGAGGAGCGCGAACGACUGCGCAAGGUGCUGAAGCAGAUGGGGAGGCUGCGUUGCCCCCAGGAGGGCUGUGGGGCCGCCUUUUCCAGCCUCAUGGGCUACCAGUACCACCAGCAACGCUGUGGGAAGCCGCCCUGCGAGGUAGACAGUCCCUCCUUCCCCUGCACCCACUGCGGCAAGACCUACCGCUCCAAGGCUGGUCAUGACUAUCACAUGCGCUCGGAGCACACAGCCCCGCCCCCUGAGGAGCCCCAGGACAAGCCCUCUGAGGCCGAGGACCUGUUGGGUAUCGAGCGGACCCCCAGCGGCCGCAUCCGCCGCACGUCGGCCCAGGUUGCCGUGUUCCACCUGCAGGAGAUUGCAGAGGACGAACUGGCCCGAGAUUGGACCAAGAGGCGGAUGAAAGAUGACCUGGUGCCUGAGACGGCUCGGCUCAACUACACUCGGCCAGGCCUCCCCACACUCAACCCCCAGCUGCUGGAGACCUGGAAGAACGAAGUCAAGGAGAAAGGCCACGUCAACUGUCCCAAUGACUGCUGUGAAGCCAUCUACUCCAGUGUGUCCGGCCUCAAGGCCCACCUCGCCAGCUGCAGCAAGGGAGACCACCUGGUGGGAAAGUACCGCUGUCUGCUGUGUCCGAAGGAGUUCAGCUCUGAGAGUGGCGUCAAGUACCACAUCCUCAAGGCCCACGCAGAGAACUGGUUCCGCACUUCGGCAGACUCGCCUCCCAAACACAGGAGCCAGGGAUCACUGGUACCCAAGAAGGAGAAGAGUCUGGCAGGCGGGAAGAAGCGGGGCCGCAGGCCCAAGGAGCGGCUCCCUGAGGAGCCUGCACCCAAGAUGGCCCCCCGCCAGGAGGACUGGCCCCCAGGAGGCAGAGACAAGGGGGCCCAGGACUCCACUGGCCGGAAGGUUGCUGCAGGCACACCUGGGCUGGGGCUCCCUGAGAAGGGCCAGUGGCAGUCACAGAAGUGCAGUUGCCUGGAGGGACACUCACAGGCCGGGCAGAGCCUGGAGGGGUAGAGGGAGGGCCUACAGCCUGGGCCUCCGUGCCAUGGGGGUGGUGCAGAGUGGCCAGAUGCCUUUUGGCCCCGGCCAUGAGUGCUGCGUGCCCCACCUGCUUCCUCAGGCCCAAGGCUCGGGGUCCCUGCUUCUGGGCUGAUGAAGGUAACUCAGCAGCCUCGCCUCUCUACCCAACACUGGAACCCCAGCACCCCCAGCUACCUCCCUGGACAGACCCUGAGUCUGAUCGCUGCCGUGCUGACCUGGUGGUCCGACCCCUUCACCCUUCCUGCCUCUGGUUCCUCAGCUUCUGUUCUCUACCUCUCCAGGCCCACCCUCCCUGCCGGUGUGACCCCUGCUGUGCUUGGGCCCGACCCACUGGCUUGUGUCCAUCCUGGUGGGGAGAAAGUGGCCCCGCCACCGGGCUCUCUGCCACCCCCAGCGGUACUCCCUGCUUGGGGCAAGGGAGGGCCUCUGGUUUUCUGCUUGCAGGGCAGCAGGAGCUGGGGCCACGAGGAGCACGCUCUAGCUUGGCCGUCACUGUGGGCCUGGCUGGGAUCGCCUGAUCGGUUAGGGAUAGCCCAGUCUGGGCCCUGGGGCCGUGGGCGUGUUGGGCAGGGAACUGAGCCCCGCUCUGCGCUCUGCGUGAGCACUGCAGGAAGCAGCCUGACUGCUGGUCUGGCCUGGCUGUGGCCAGGCUCCUGAGGGAACACCCCACCCUUUGUUUUUACCUGCCCCUUUGUUUCUGGUUGCCGUGGUCUUUUGAUGUGAGAGCUGAAGGCCAGCGAGGGGCUCGCUGAGGUCACCGUAGGUUGAUGGGAGCUCGGGGCUGCCUUGGCUCCCUUUGGGGCCUUGAGGACAGCUAGACCUGCAGGUUGGGCAGGGUUCAGGCUGGAGUCCAGGGCACCUGGAGGAGUGGGUCCACACCUCUGGCCUCCUCCCUGGGCCCCGCCUGCCAGCUGUGGCGUUGCCUGGGGAGGAGGACACUCGGAGUCACUGGGUUUGGAUGGAGGCUGUUUUCCAUAGGGGGUGGGGGUGGGCUGAGGGCUCGGCCUUGCCGAUCCUGGACGAUGUGAAUUUUGAUACUUUCCUGUGUGCUUGUUUCUCCUGGGUGUGUAGUGGAUGCCAGUCUUGUGGCUGUGACAAGUAACAACCUUUUUUUAUUCUGUUUUUUAUACAAAACCUUACAACAAUCUGACAUUUUGGUGCUAAGGGUCUCCUGGUGCCAAUGGUGGAUCUGGGGACUGGGCUAGGGUCCCAGGGGUCCCUCCUCUGCUCAGGGAGGCAGUACUGACUGGGCACCCUUCUGCCUCAAGCUGCCAUCCUCACCCAGCCCUGGAGAGGAGGGGCUCCAAGCUGGUCUGGGCUCUCCUCGCCCUGCAGUAGGGGGACAAAUUCCCAGGGGCUGGGGGCCAGGUCACUGUGCUGCCGGUCUCUGGCUUCUUUGUCCAGAGCUCUGACCCUGGGCAGCCUGGCCUGGUGGUAUAGGGAGUGGGUGUAGAGAUGUGGAUUCUUCCUACCCGCACACAUGGCACAUGGGAGUGACCCAGUGUCAGUCAAGGUGGGCACAGGGGCUGGGCUCUGGGUGUCACUGUGGUGGGGAGCCGGUGGAGGUGGGUCAGACAGCCACUGCAAGGGCAGCCUCAGGAGGGGAGGGGAAGCAGGCGCUGACAGGAGCCCCAGGUACACUUUCUCUGCCCUUGUCACCAAUGGCUGGAGGAGGUUGGACCUCAGCACCUCUACUGGGGACAGCCGUCUGCCCCAGCCUCUCAGGUACUUGUCCCUUGGGGUGUGAGGGGCUGGUUUUUGCUGGGGGGUGUUUCCAGGUGACCCUCCAAAGUCCACAGAUAGCCCCUGGAGUGGGACCCCCGCCCAGAUGUGUGGGAAGAGGUGGGGUCUUGGAUAACUUGAUGUUUAGCACUUUAACCCCUUUUUUGUCUCUAAAGGGUGUGGGGGCUGCUGCCAAAGCGGCGGGUGGGUUGGACCCGGCUCCCUACACCCCAGUUCUGGUGGUUGAGUGCAGGGCAGAGCCCUGGGGGCUCAGCAGGAUCUGCCCACCUCCACUCUGGCAGGAACACGGCCAGGUAACCUGGCCUUGGCUGACACCUUCAGUGAGAGGGUCCAGAGUGGCAGACUCCAGGGUGCAGUAGGCACGGACUAUGCCCGAGACCCAGCCCAGGGCACAGUGCCGGGUCCCUUUCUGAACAUCUACCUCUGGCCCUGCCCACCCCUUUGCCCUGAGAACAGGAAAGGGCUGACACUUCACACAAAAAUAGGAUGCACUUUAUUUGCUUGUGCAAAGGCAGAUGGAUGAGGGUGUCUCCUGAUGUGACUGGUGGCCCUCAGCUGUAGCCUGCCCCCCCCCCGCCCCCCUGUUCCUCUGGUUCAGAAGGGAAUGGACGGGUGCACUGACCUGCGGGAGGCAGGGCUGUCCCCACGAGUCCUCGCUCUGCGGUCUCAGGAGGCUAGUCCUGGAACUGAGGUUCAAGGGGGCCGGCCAGUUCCUCCCGCCUGGCGGACACGCGUCCUUACUUUGGGUUUCUUGGUUUAUUUUUUUUAAUGCCAGUUCUCCGUACAUAAGUGCAUUUUGAAAGAGAGGUUCCAACUAUCCCUUGUAACCAUAUAUAUACACAUAUAUUCUAUCUACAAAGUGUUUAUUUGCAAGAUGUUUUGACGGCGGCGAGCUCGGGCCCUGCUCACCUCGUGACCGUCUGUCCCGGUCCUCGUCCCCGCCCCCAGGCCCCGAGUGGCACGGGCGGGCCAUCAACUGUAUGUAUUAAAAAUGACUGUAUCA